UCACACCUUAAACUUCUAGUAUUCUAUAAGUUCUGGGUAUCUUUCUUUCGGAAUCUAAGGGCUCAGGCUCUCUAUUUUUCAGAAACUAAGGCAAGGUACUAGAAGCUUUGAAACUUGUAUUAUGGGUAGUGUUGAGAGAGACGGUGAUCCUAAUCAGCCUUUGUUGAGAGAAGCAACUGAUGAUCAUGAAGAUCAAGACAAUAAAAAAUUAUCAGUAAGGGUCUGGAUUGAAUCAAAGAAACUAUGGCAGAUCGUUGGUCCGGCAAUAUUCAGCCGGGUUUCAGCCUACACCAUGAACAUCAUCAGCCAAGCAUUUGCCGGCCACCUUGGUGAAGUUGAACUGGCAGCUAUAUCCAUAGCCAAUACUGUAAUCGUUGGCUUCAAUUUUGGUCUUCUGUUAGGAAUGGCGAGCGCAUUAGAGACACUUUGCGGUCAAGCUUUUGGAGCCAAAAGAUACCAUAUGUUAGGCAUUUACAUGCAAAGAUCAUGGAUUGUACUUUUCCUAUUCUGCUUCUUGCUAUUACCCGUUUACGUUUUUGCAACUCCGAUUCUGAAAUGGCUCGGUCAGCCGGAUGACGUGGCAGAGUUGUCGGGGGUAGUUGCGGUGUGGCUGAUCCCAUUGCACUUUAGUUUUGCUUUUCAGUUUCCGGUGCAGAGGUUCCUGCAGAGCCAGCUUAAAAACCAAGUAAUUGCUUGGGUAUCGUUAGUGGGACUAUUGGUGAAUAUAUUGACAAGCUGGCUAUUCGUUUAUGUUCUAGAUUAUGGUGUAAUAGGUGCGGCUAUUGCGUUGGAUAUCUCUUGGUGGGUGUUGUUUUUGGGUCUUUUUGGUUAUACUGCAUUAGGUUGGUGUCCUUUAACAUGGACGGGUUUCUCUAUGCAAGCCUUUUCUGGCCUCUGGGAAUACACCAAACUCUCUAUAGCUUCUGGAGUCAUGUUAUGCUUGGAAAAUUGGUAUUAUAGAAUAUUAAUAUUAAUGACUGGACAUUUAUCCAAUGCCACUGUAGCUGUGGAUGCCUUAUCAGUCUGCAUGAGUGUGAACGGAUGGGAAAUAAUGAUUCCUCUUGCUUUCUUCGCUGCUGCCGGAGUGAGGGUGGCCAAUGAACUGGGAGCUGGGAACGGUAAGGCAGCAAAAUUUGCAACAAUUGUAGCUGUUGCAGAAUCGACUCUAAUCGGCCUCAUCCUUUGUGUUGUAAUAAUGAUACUAAGAGACAAGGUCGCAUUAAUAUUCACUUCUAGUGAAGAUGUCCUUGAAGAAGUUAAUACGCUCUCCUAUCUCUUAGCUGUCACAAUUCUCCUUAACAGCGUUCAACCAGUUUUAUCAGGAGUGGCUGUGGGGUCUGGAUGGCAGGCAAUGGUUGCAUAUAUAAAUCUUGGAUGCUAUUACAUCGUAGGACUCCCUCUGGGAAUUCUAAUGGGGUGGGUCGUCGAUUUGGGUGUUAUGGGUAUCUGGGGAGGAAUGAUCUUGGGUGGAACUGCUUUUCAAACAGUCGUGUUGUCCAUUAUAACUGCAAGAUGCGAUUGGGAUAAGGAGGCUGAAAAAGCAAAGCAACGCGUCCAGAAAUGGUCGAGUCCCAACCCGGACAAUGACUCAGAAGACCGAAGUAAUUAACCGCACUACGCUUUAGUAUUAUGGAUUCCAACCGGCCACCUCAAUCUGAUUUUGAGCUUUUUUUUUUUUUAAAUUACUGUUCAUUUCAUUGUCCAAUGCAUCAAUUUUUUAAUAGUAGCAAAAACCACUGCAUCAAUUUUUUUAAUAAUAGCAAAAAGUUUUGAACAAAAAGGAGUAUGAAUUAUAAAUCCACAACAGUGGAGAAGAUUAUCUUUCUGAAUGUGUCCAUAAAACUACACAAAAAGAAAAGAAAAAUGAUAGAGUUAUCUAAAAUUACACAUCGAAUUUGUGCAUCGAAUAACGUAGUAAAAUCUUGACUGUUGAUUAAUAUUAACUUAUAAUGAAUCAACGGUCAGGAUUUCGUUACGUCAUUUGAUUAACAAAUUUGGUGUACACCCUUCGAUAAAUUCAGCAUUAGUUAAAAGAAAAUGGAAGAAUCUAUUCUGAAUAAUAAUAUAAUAUAUCUCUCAACUUUAUAGCGCCCGUGAGGAGACAGUUUUUUAGCUUUUGAAUACAACCUGAACCGAAAUUAGUGCUAUUUUUUUUUUUU
Messenger RNA from Pistacia vera, 2159 nucleotides. Its product is annotated as protein DETOXIFICATION 27-like. NCBI's taxonomy places the organism in Eukaryota, Viridiplantae, Streptophyta, Magnoliopsida, Sapindales, Anacardiaceae. The transcript has 8 exons. Gene Ontology annotation, biological process: xenobiotic detoxification by transmembrane export across the plasma membrane. The coding region runs from base 122 to 1609 and encodes 495 amino acids. Gene Ontology annotation, molecular function: antiporter activity; xenobiotic transmembrane transporter activity. The record is from RefSeq and is a predicted model, not a curated record. Gene Ontology annotation, cellular component: membrane.